Messenger RNA from Prorocentrum cordatum, 726 nucleotides. The record is from the annotation of a GenBank genome assembly. Lineage: Eukaryota; Dinophyceae; Prorocentrales; Prorocentraceae.
GAGGCGGCAGAGGCCUGGGAGGUGCUGCCGGCCGCGGCCGAGGCCCAGGCCCGCGGGGCGACGGGCAUGCCGGCGCUGGCGCAGGCGGCCGCAGGGGCCGCGGCCGGGGCCGCCCCGCGCGCGGCCCCGAAGCGCUCGGCCGCGGCCCGCCCGAGCGAGGCCAGGGCCCGGGUUGGGCGCGCGCGGCGCGGGGGCGGAGCUGGACUGGCCGCGGCCGUGCCGGCCAGAGGAGGCGCAGCCGCGACCGUGCUCGUCCUCGCCUCCCGGUUGGGACUGGGGCCCCCUGCACGCGUCUCAGCGGUGCUGGGCUCCGUGGCCUCGGUCACCGAGUCCGCCAGCUCGGUGAUGAGCUCAGGUUUUCAGGCAGCCUCUUCGAUGACCUCAUCAGCUUCGACGUUUUUCCUCGGAGUGACCAAGUCGCCCCAAUCUACCUCGCAGGAGGCCUGGCGCGGAGUGGGCGUCUACAGCGUAUCCGUGACGGCCUGGCAGCGCCGCGCGGUGGCCGACGACGGCGACGUGCUGGUUUCCUGGUUGGAAGACUCCAUGGGUGACGCGGUGCUCGUGCUGUCCAGCUCGGAGAAGGCCGUGCUGACCCAGGCGGCCCUGCCCCUGACCCUGAGGCAGCCGCUGAUAGCGGGCUCCAAUCGUGCGCUGUCAUGGCCAGGUUCAUUCCGUGUUUUCAAUAUCGAGGCCGUCAUCCUAGACGCAGGCCACUCAGGCAUCUAG